GACAGACAGACAGACAGCGAGACGAGCAGCGUGAGAACUCCCUCGGAGAGUGUUAUCUGCAGUGAGGGAACCAGGCGAUGUCGGCGACUGACAUGAUAUGACAUGAUAUGACAUGACAUGACAUGAUGUGACAUGGAUGGGUUUGCUGUCCUGGCGUCUGGGAGCACGUUUGACAAACUGCCGUGAUUCAUGCUCCUUUGAAAAUAUGAAUGGACUUUCCUCAAGGGAGUCUGUUAAUGAAACAAAUCACAGGAGACAGUAAUGAAGCGAUAAUGAGAAGCAUCUUGUGAAGAGAAGCUUGCUUGGUGUUGUCCGCAAACAAAUGUAAAGAGACGGCAGCUAGAUCAAACAGCCUUCCACAAACCCUUCCGCCAAUUGCAAUCAGGAGGCUAUGUCUUCUGGGGAUAUAUUUUUCUAGAGGCAUUUGACUUUGGGAUUGGUUGUACUCUCUUCAUGAGUGCCGAUUCAGGCUAAGAAGGAUUUUUUAGAAAAUGUGUGAUGGAAAGUGGAUUAUCCUAAGUCCAGCAGAGUUUGCUCAGCUGCAGCAGUACACCGAAUAUUCCUCAAAAAAACUGAAAGAUGUGCUGGCGGAGUUUCAUGGCGAUGGGGUGCUGUCCAAGUACAAUCCUGAGCAGCCUAUAGACUAUGACGGCUUCAAAUUGUUCAUGAGAACGUACCUGGAGGUGGAGAUCCUGGAAGAACUCUGCCAGCACCUGUUCAUGUCUUUUAAAAGGAAGACUGUUCAGAAUUCACCAGAGCCCCAGAGGCAAAGCUCAAGCACUUCACAGCUUAAUCUGUUAGAGUCAAAAACUAUAGAUGCUGGCAUCUCCUUUCAGACAGAAGUAGCAUGUGCUCCUAUCACAGGAAUGAAUGGCAAAAGUAUCCUGAAUACGAUGACCAGGCACACACCAGAUGUCAGGAAUUCCCAGCUUAAUCUCUCCGAGCAUCAGUUCACCACUUCAGCUCCUGUUGCAUCAGCAGCAGCCACAGCGACCUGCUCUCCUGGUUCCUCCAGGUCUUCCUCCCAGAGGUCCACUGCCGGUACACCCUCAGCUCACAACUCCUCUGGCUCCUCCAAGAUCUCCUCCGCCUCACUGCUAAACCCCCAGUCGCCAGGAACAAAAUGUCUAGAGAAGAAGAUGAGCUUGGCGAUGCGGAAAAAUCCCAAUCCACUAAAGACACCAUCUCACGUACAGCCAUCACAGAUGCCACAAGUGGUUUACCUGAAGGAUAUUGUCUGUUAUCUCUCUCUGUUGGAGAGAGGACGACCCGAAGACAAGCUGGAAUUUAUGUUUCGACUUUAUGACACGGAUGGAAAUGGUCUGCUAGAUAGUUCGGAAUUAGAUCGUAUCAUCAACCAGAUGGUUCAUGUAGCUGAAUACCUGGAGUGGGAUGCGACUGAGCUCCGGCCUAUCCUUAUGGAGAUGAUGGAGGAAAUAGACUAUGAUCACGAUGGUACAGUUACACUAGAAGAGUGGAUAAGAGGAGGAAUGACCACUAUUCCAUUAUUGGUGCUUCUUGGCAUGGAGACGAAUGUGAAAGACGAUGGUCAACACUUCUGGCGACUGAAACACUUCAAUAAGCCUGCAUACUGUAACUUCUGCCUGAAUAUGCUGCUGGGUGUUAGAAAACAGGGUCUCUGCUGUGCAUUUUGCAAGUACACAGUCCAUGAGAGAUGUGUCUCCAAACCAAUUGCAUCCUGCAUAAGCACAUAUGUAAAAUCCAGGAGAAAUACCAAUGUUAUGCAACACGUUUGGGUUGAAGGGAAUUCCCCAACCAAAUGCGAUAAAUGCCACAAAAGCAUUAAAUGUUACCAGGGUCUCACCGGUCUCCACUGUGUUUGGUGUCAAAUUACUCUUCACAACAAAUGUGCCUCACAUAUCAAACCUGAAUGUGACGGUGGCCAACUAAAAGACCACAUUUUACUUCCCUCCUAUAUUUGUCCUGUCGUUCUGGAUAGGCAGCCCAACCAGAAAAAGGCGGAGAGUGAUUCACCAACAAGCACAAGUACAGAUGAUAACAAUCAGGCCUUCAAAUUUAACACCACAACGGUGGACGGACAGGGGCUCCAGAUCACAUCUGUGCCUGGUACACAUCCACUACUGGUGCUUGUGAAUCCAAAAAGUGGUGGAAGGCAAGGAGAAAGAGUUCUCCGAAAAUUUCAGUACCUUCUCAAUCCAAGACAAAUUUACAGUCUUGACAGAGGUGGCCCUGUACCAGGAUUAAAUUUUUUUCAUGAUGUCCAUGAUUUUCGAAUCCUAGCUUGUGGAGGUGAUGGAACAGUUGGAUGGAUACUGGAUUGUAUUGAUAAAAUUAAUCUAAUAAAACAUCCACCGGUAGCCGUGUUGCCAUUGGGUACUGGGAAUGAUCUGGCGAGAUGUCUGCGGUGGGGAGGAGGUUACGAAGGUGGAAAUUUAAUGAAAGUUCUCAAAGACAUAGAAAACAGUACAGAAGUGAUGUUGGACAGGUGGAGCAUAGAGGUGAUACCAAACAACAAAGAUGAAAAGGGGGAUCCGGUGCCAUACAGUAUCGUGAACAACUAUUUCUCUAUGGGGGUGGAUGCAUCCAUUGCUCACAGAUUUCAUGUGAUGAGAGAAAGGCAUCCUGAGAAGUUCAAUAGCAGAAUGAAGAACAAACUGUGGUACUUUGAAUUUGGAACGACUGAGACCUUUUCAGCCACGUGCAAGAAAUUAAAUGAGUUUGUGGAAGUGGAGUGUGAUGGAAUUGUACUGGACCUGAGCAACACAGCUUUGGAAGGAAUCGCGAUCCUCAACAUCCCGAGCAUGCACGGAGGCUCCAACCUUUGGGGCGAAACCAAGAAAAGGCGGAACUAUAACCGCAUGAGUAAAAAAGUUCCAGAGAAACUCUUUACCACGACAGUGACAGAUGUGAAGGAGCUCAAGUUCUGUGGGCAAGACCUAAGCGAUCAGCUGCUGGAGGUUGUUGGACUUGAAGGUGCCAUGGAGAUGGGACAGAUUUACACAGGGCUAAAGAGUGCUGGCAAGCGACUGGCUCAAUGUUCCUGUGUCACUAUCAGGACAAUCAAGCUGCUGCCUAUGCAGAUCGAUGGAGAGCCCUGGAUGCAGCCUCCUUGUACUAUCAAAAUUACACACAGAAACCAAGUGCCUAUGCUCUUGGGACCUUCUAUGAAGUCAAGUUUCUUCUUCCUGAAAAAACGAAACCGUAGCAGAGAUUAAACCCAGGGAAAAUUUACAAUGGAAGAUUAUGUAUGUUACAAGAGAAGCCUCUGGACAAAUCAAAACUUUCUCUUUGCUUUGGAUUGUUUGUUUUUACCCUAAGGUUUUAGCGCUGACACGUUGGAUUCAACUAACUCUUCAAAAGGCACCGUGCGAAUUGGGCGUGAAAUGAAAUACCUUUGUGUAUAUUUUGUGUUAAAUGGUGAGGAAAUUGACCCGCUGCGAAUGGGCUGAAAGAAGGGUAAAGGCAUGUGUCAGAUCAAGGAGUCUCUGUAUCCAAAGCUCUGUUCUUCAUAGGAACAAUCCAACAGGAGCCUCGAAGAAAAAAAAUGGCACAGUGCUUCACAAUGUGAUCCAUUGCUGCAUCAAUAACCAAUACCACUUUGACUGUGUCAUCCAUCCACAUUGCCUGUCAAUAUUCCAUUUGUUUCAUGUAAUGGUCUCAGAACUGCAGGCAGUUCUAGGACAAGCAAGACUAGAUUUCCAGUUCUGGAUUGUGCAAAGCACUAAUGUUCUGAAUCUACAAGUUCUCCCAGACCCAAGACUCGAUAAUAUCAUGUUGUCACAGGUCAAUAUAACCAAUAAUUCUCUCUGCUGUGAUAUCAUUGGCAAAGCUAUGGAAAAUUGAUAUACAAUGUAACUGAUGGUCCAUAUGCCAAUAUUACAGAUUUUGGUAAAAUCUGAGAAGCCUAUAAAGUACUUAUUAUCAAAAUGCAAAGGAAGCUGUGCUUAGAGGCCAGGUGUAUGUAUGUGUGUGAGAGUGUGUAUGUGUGUGUAUCAUCUACAUGGUUGCAGACAUUAUUGGUAUUCAAGUUAAACCUAUGCAUCAGCACUGGUUGUGUCUAUGUGUAGACUAUCAUCUUUGAUGUAGUAUAUCAGUGGCAUAGGUAGGCUUGUGUGUUGCUGUGCGUCAGUUUACAAUCAGCCUUAACAAUGUGUCUGGACAUAAAAGGUGCAAUAAUAAUAAUAAUUUUUAAAAAUGAAAUUGGUCUUAAAUGGUCUUAAAAGAAGCCAAAUACACAGCACUCAUUUUUUUAUAUUCCUCGUGUUUGCUACAUGUGGUAAAAGGAUCGUGAAUAGAAAAUUGCCACUAAACACACUACUAGGAUGGCGAGAUGCUCCAUAUCUAUUUUGAAUGUACUGUAAAGUUGUUAGAAGAAAUUUAAUUUCAGGUGUUUGGAUUUUUUUUCUUACCUGUAUAUUGUUAUGAGUUUGAAAUGAUGUAAAAUAAAAGCCUGCAUAUAUAAUGUUCUACCCCCCACCCCAAUGAAUUGCUUUCGGCUGCUUGCAUGGUAUUUGGUGUAGAUGAGUUGUGUACCAUGUUUAUGUGUAACUUGAAAUGGAUAUUGUUUUAGAACAAAUAAAAAGCAGCUGACUCUGGA
Molecule: messenger RNA, 4579 nt
Organism: Callorhinchus milii (elephant shark)
Lineage: Eukaryota; Metazoa; Chordata; Chondrichthyes; Chimaeriformes; Callorhinchidae
Gene: dgkg
Product: diacylglycerol kinase beta
Exons: 27
Coding region: 492-3197 (901 amino acids)
Biological process (GO): lipid phosphorylation; intracellular signal transduction; diacylglycerol metabolic process
Cellular component (GO): plasma membrane
Molecular function (GO): ATP-dependent diacylglycerol kinase activity; calcium ion binding
Source: RefSeq, a predicted model, not a curated record